AUGAUUGCCAGGACCCUCUUGCUGGGUUCCGGUGGAGCGCCAUGCGGGCGGUUUGACAGCGCUAGCGUCGCCGGACCGAAAUCCGCGGGCCGGUGGCUUCUGGGGAGGCUUCGCGUCGUCGCCUCUGACCCUAUCCUUCCUCGUGAGUGGACCCCGCCUCCCGAGGAUCUGAGAUAUUCAUUGGAUAUGCAAAAGUACUGCAUAUCCAUUGCCCAUCCCAGACCAGCCCAGCUGACCAUGAACCACCCCGUCAAAUCACUCUGGCGCCAGGACGGCGGGCCCCGCGGAGCGACAACCCUAGGCUUGUAUGGCGUCGUCCAGCUCGAGGUCGGCCCGAUCAUGGCUCGAUCGCUACGCAUCAUUGAUCGAUCGUGCGUGCGGCGCCCCGGUUCUGCAUGCUCCGGUGCGUUAGUCAACAAGCCCCUCUGCCAGUCCGGUCUGCGUGUCCCGAGAAAUCAAAUAGAGUACGGCAAACGAUCAUCCGGAUAUUCGUCAAGGAUACGAGACGGAGCUAGUCGUCUGCCUCCUGCCUCGUCCCCUAUCUUAAGGAUGAUUCCAUUCAGGAUCGGUUGCCUCCACUCUUUUUCGCAGCAGUACACUAAGUACCUUUGUCGAGUGCUCCCCUAUGCACACGGAAACGACGGCCUCGAUUGCGAACAGACGUCCAUCCCUUUGUCCAGGCCUCUGAUUUGA
This is a messenger RNA of Penicillium argentinense, 693 nucleotides long. RefSeq lists its product as uncharacterized. The coding region runs from base 1 to 693 and encodes 230 amino acids. The transcript has a single exon. The record is from RefSeq and is a predicted model, not a curated record. NCBI's taxonomy places the organism in Eukaryota, Fungi, Ascomycota, Eurotiomycetes, Eurotiales, Aspergillaceae.